Messenger RNA from Blastomyces dermatitidis ER-3, 1697 nucleotides. Its product is annotated as dUTP pyrophosphatase. The transcript has 4 exons. The coding region runs from base 49 to 834 and encodes 261 amino acids. Gene Ontology annotation, molecular function: magnesium ion binding; dUTP diphosphatase activity. NCBI's taxonomy places the organism in Eukaryota, Fungi, Ascomycota, Eurotiomycetes, Onygenales, Ajellomycetaceae. Gene Ontology annotation, biological process: dUMP biosynthetic process; dUTP catabolic process. The record is from RefSeq and is a predicted model, not a curated record.
UUUCGCGACGUGACGCGGGUUCAUCAAUGAACGGUUGAUUCGUUAACGAUGCAGCCCGUUCUGAGGAGAGCCAGAACAACAUUCUUCAAUUUAUACUUCAGAUCUUUAACUCCCCUCCGCAAUAACCACUCCCUUCCAGGGUCGAAUAUCAAUUGGAGCAAACCAACGUUUUCCCGAAGCCCCAACCCCGAGGAUCGCCAUACCAUGACCAAGGAGGCCACCCCUCCUCCCCCAGCAACCACUACCCGCCAGCCACCUUCUCUACCCAAUUCCCCUAUAGCCAAACGACCAAAGACAACAGCAACCAUGGCCCCCGCAGCUGAAUCGGCUGCUGCCCCAGCUCCAGCUCCAUCAGAAUCUACUACCACCCCCAGCGCAACCCCCGCCGUCACCUCGCUCUCUCAAUCGAAGGCUCCCCCUCUCCUGGUCAAAAAGCUUGUUCCCACUGCCCGUGUUCCCACUCGAGGUUCAGCCUUUGCGGCAGGAUAUGAUCUAUACUGCGCGAAGCCAAUUGUAAUCCCAGCCAAAGGGAAGGACCUCGUCAAUACCGGACUGGCAAUUGCUGUUCCAGAGGGGACUUACGGGCGUAUAGCACCUCGCAGCGGCCUCGCGUCGAAACAUUUUAUCGAUACGGGCGCGGGUGUCAUCGAUGCGGAUUACAGAGGCGAAGUCAAAGUUUUGCUGUUCAAUUUCUCGGAUACGGAUUUUACAAUCAACGAGGGCGAUCGCAUUGCCCAAUUGGUUCUUGAACGGAUUUAUACACCUGAGGUAGUAGAGGUGGAGCAGCUGGAAGAGAGUGUCCGUGGUGCCGGUGGCUUCGGAAGCACGGGAUAAAUAAACAUACAUUGUGCACUCGAAUUUUUUUAGAAGGGGUUGAAGCGUGCAUUUUCGUUAGAGGAUAAUAUUUUAUGUGACAAUUGACUGAUGGGUGUGCCUCGUUCCCGCUUCCGCGCGCAUGUAGAGAAAUAUGGAAAAUGAGAUGGAACAAUAGAACCAAGCGGGUGUUACCUGUAUGUGACUUGACCCGGGCUAAAUCUACCAUGAUAUGUUGUUUCCAACAACUUGAGGGCCGUUUGUUUACUUUCGGAAGAUGAAACGAAUGAAUGGAAGGAUGACUGAAUGUGAAUGUUCGUGGGCUUGGAUAUCUGACGUUCCCAUACAGGAAACCAAAUAUUGUUGAACUUUUAUUUGAUGGUAAGGAUGAGUCAAACCAGCCUAUUUAAGCCAGUUAGUUGCAAGCCAAAUAUUCAUGGGUGAGGAGUAAUUUCUUUUCUCUUGAUAUUUUUCUAAAUAAAAAUAGAUAUAUUCAACCCGAGUCUAUGAUAUAGCUUAAAAUCCAAAAACGAGGGCAUAUAUCCAUGCAACUAUCACUCUCAAUCCACACCGCCGCCUACCCUGGUGCACAUCUAGCUCACCAGAAACGAGUAAAUCCAAAAAUAUAGCGAAAUAAACCAAACCUCCCACGGAAUCUAUAUAUAUACAUCCUUAUCCAACCACCCUCCCCAACCCGGUUGCUAACAUCACACCUUCCAUUCCUCCGCCACAAACUCUACUCCCCUAGGCUUCUUCAGCAACUCCGCAUUUCUCACAAGUUGUAUCUCCGCCGCCUUGGUCUGACGAAGAUACGCCCUUUUCUCCCGUGCCUCCCGCCGCUCCGCUUCCGACAGCCCCGCAAACUCAACUGCAUCUUGCAAACG